Molecule: messenger RNA, 2324 nt
Organism: Leptopilina boulardi
Lineage: Eukaryota; Metazoa; Arthropoda; Insecta; Hymenoptera; Figitidae
Gene: CaBP1
Product: protein disulfide-isomerase A6 homolog
Exons: 6
Coding region: 175-1449 (424 amino acids)
Biological process (GO): response to endoplasmic reticulum stress
Cellular component (GO): endoplasmic reticulum lumen
Molecular function (GO): protein-disulfide reductase activity; protein disulfide isomerase activity
Source: RefSeq, a predicted model, not a curated record
CGUCUACAGACGUGUGUGCCGUGGGAUGUGGUGUACAUAUAUUACAAAUAGCUUCUCUCCAGGCUUUAUUUGGUAAAAAUUUGUAGAAGAGAAAAGUGAAACGUUAAUUCAUAAACUUCCAAAAAGUCAGUAGGUUUAUUAUCGAUCUCGGAUUGUUAGAAAAAAUCAAUAAAAAUGUUGCACGAGUGGGCGAUUUUGAUGUUGGGAAUCUUAUCAGGAGUGCAAUGUAUGUAUUCAAAUACGGAUGUAGUCGAAUUAACAGCAAACAACUUCAAGAAUCAAGUUUUGGGAAGUAAAGGUAUCUGGGUUGUUGAAUUUUAUGCACCUUGGUGUGGACAUUGUCAACAAUUAAAACCCGAGUAUGAAAAAGCAGCAACGUCCUUGAAGGAUAUUAUUAAAGUUGGUGCAGUUAAUGCUGAUGAUCAUAAAUCAUUAGCGGAACAAUAUGGUAUUCGUGGUUUUCCAACUAUAAAAAUUUUUGUCGCUGGCAAACCCGAAGAGUACAAUGGACCAAGAACAGCUGCUGGAAUCGCGGAUGCUGCACUAAAAGCAGCUACACAAAAAGUUCAAAAAAUUUUGUCACCAUCGAAGAAAGACUCUAAAGAUAGCAAAGAUGUCGUUGAGCUGACUGAUGAGAACUUUGACAAAUUGGUUUUGGGAUCAGAUGAUCUGUGGUUAGUUGAAUUUUAUGCUCCUUGGUGUGGACAUUGUAAAAAUUUAGCACCUCACUGGGCAACUGCAGCUACAGAACUCAAAGGAAAAGUUAAAUUAGGAGCCCUCGAUGCAACUGUACAUACAUUGAAGGCAAGCAAAUAUGGAGUAAACAGUUAUCCGACUAUUAAAUUCUUCGCAGCCGGCAAAAAAGAUUCAGAUUCAGUGAGUGAAUACGAUGGUGGUCGAACUAGCAAUGACAUUGUUAACUGGGCAAUGGAGAAAUUAACAGAGAGCAUUCCAGCGCCAGAAGUUGUUCAAGUAACGAGUGAAAAGAAAUUGAGAGAAGCUUGUGAAGAUAAACCACUCUGCAUUGUUUCUGUCUUGCCACAUAUUCUCGACUGUCAGUCGGAUUGUCGAAAUGAAUAUUUGAAUAUUCUAAAAACUCUUGGCGAGAAAUAUAAGAAGAAGCUUUGGGGAUGGAUAUGGUCGGAAGCUGGAGCACAACCAAAUAUUGAGGAAGCUUUGGAGAUUGGAGGUUUUGGUUAUCCAGCAUUAGCGGCAGUUAAUAUUAAAAAAAUGAAAUAUUCUCUUCUUAAGGGAAGUUUCUCUAAGGAUGGAAUCAACGAAUUUCUUAGAGAUUUAAGUUAUGGACGUGGAAGUACAGCUCCUCUUAAAGGAAAUGAACUUCCAAAGAUUUACGAGACGGAACCUUGGGAUGGUAAAGACGCUGAACCACCACAAGAGGAAGAAAUUGAUCUCAGUGAUGUUGAAUUAGAUGAAAAGGAUGAACUCUAAACAUUUGAGUCUUAAAUAGACUGAUCAUACUUUUUUUCUACAAAAAGUACAAGAAAAAUACUGUGAACAAUUUUUUUUUCUCCAGGUACAGAGCUCGGACAAUUUUUAUGCGUCCCUUGUUCCUAAUUACUGUAAUACCUAAUCAGUAGAGAACUCUUGUUAUUUUUUAAUAUGAGUGUUAGGCAUACCUAGGGACAAAAAAAAAUAUUAUGAAUGACUUAGUCACAAUUUGCACAAGUCGAAUUUAUUAAGGAGUCAUUUUUUAUAUUCUAAUUUUAACUAAAUGACUUUUUGGCCCUUUUUAUUACAAUUUUCAUUAUAUUCCGAAUUAAUAGUGUUUUAAUGAGAAUUAAAAAGAGACAUUCCACACUGUAAAGUCAUUUUAAUCUGUACAUAAUAUAAACAAAAUCUUGAAUGACGUUUUAAGUAUUACAUUAACUAAAAAGAUAUGUGACUCUGAGUGAAAAAAAAAUGAUAGAAUAAAAUCCGAGUGUUUCUCUGCAUAUCGUGUUGAAAAAUAUGUGAAGAGUGUUUUUUAAAAAAUAUUUCAUAUUUCUCGAAUCGAAAACUCAAUUAUAGUGAGUCGUGUUUUUACAACUUAUUUUUCUAUAUUUAUUCUUGUAUGCGGAUUUUAAAUACGGAAUGUUAAAAAAAAAAAAAACUUAAAUCAUCUCAAUUAAUAUUAAAUUCGAUACUUAGGGUCUUCCAAUGAGCUCAAAAUUAAUUACAACACUUAUUUUUUACAAACAUUAAUUUAAAAACAAAUCGUCUUAAUAAUUAUUAUUAUUGUUACUAAAAAUAAAAUAUGAUUGCGAUUAAAUAUAAAAAUUUCUUUUACUGAAAGAUUUUUCACAAUAAAACGUAUAAAAACCCUA